CAUUUUGACAAAAAUUCAUAUGUUUUUACUAUACAACGUAGACGAUUGAAGUAUGACGCUAUUCCAACUCGGAAUUUGUCAAUUACUGUAAAUGAAACAGAUAUUUCUCAGUGUAAUACAAGUACAAUUCUAGAAGAAGGUACAUUUGAAAUGGACACACAAUAUGAUGAAAUGACUGAAACAGUUGCAACCCCAUCUUUUCUUGAUAUUUAUAAAUCUUUUAUAAGUAAUAGUGCAGUUAAAGAAGAAAAUGCUAUUUUGGAAAACAAUGUAAAUAUUGAAGAAGAGAAACAACAAGAAACACAACCAUGUAACAAUGUCGGCCUCAAUAAAACAUGGGAAUUAUCGCUUUACGAAUUACAUCGCACUCCGCAGGAUGCGAUCACCGACAACACAGAGAUUGCGGUCAGUCCGCGGAGUUUGCACAGCGAGCUCAUGUGCCCCAUUUGCUUGGAUAUGCUGAAAAAGACGAUGACCACCAAGGAGUGCCUCCACCGUUUUUGUUCCGACUGUAUUAUUACGGCUUUACGGAGCGGUAACAAAGAAUGCCCUACAUGCAGGAAGAAAUUGGUUUCUAAAAGAUCUCUCAGACCGGAUCCAAACUUUGAUUUGCUAAUCUCAAAAAUUUAUCCGAGCAGAGACGAAUAUGAGGCUCAUCAGGAACGAGUUUUGGCUAAACUGAAUAAGUCACAUUCGCAAGCUGCACUUGUUAACUCUAUUACAGAAGGUAUUAAGUUACAAAGUCAGAAUCGUCCACAGCGUUCCAGAAAGAAUGCCAACGAAUCUGAAAAUGCAAGCAAUGCAACAUCUUAUAACAAUACACCAAAUAUUAGUGCACCUACAACACCAAAUCCGUCUACAAAUGUAGCAAAUCAAAGUGAUUCCUCUCAAAGUGCGACAGGACCUUUAAAUAGUGGAGGAACAACAUCUAGAAACUCUACUACACCGUCGCCAAAUCCUGCAAAUCAAAUCUCAAAACCAUCAAAACGGCAGAAAAGUCUACAAAAUUCUGAGAAUGAUUCCUCUAGUGCAGAAGCCGAGACUGGCGGUGGUGAUUCUAUGGUUGACACAGAAGGUGAAGGUCCUAGUGAACCAUUGAUGCUUAAUGAAAUUGAACUAGUCUUUAAACCACACCCUACAGAAAUGGCAGGUGAUAAUUCUUUAAUAAAAGCGUUGAAAGAGAACAGUAUUCGCUAUAUAAAAACAACAGCAAAUGCCACAGUGGACCAUUUAAGUAAAUAUCUAGCAAUGCGUUUAACGUUGGAUUUGGAUACUGAACUAUCAGAAUCAGAUAGGCUGUUAAAUUUUUGUAUCUAUAUCGCACCUUCACCUGGGCAGCUUGUGGUAUUGAGUGGCUCACAAACGUUACGACAAGUGAACGAUAAAUUCUGGCGUGUCAAUCGACCUUUGGAAAUGUAUUACUCAUGGAAGAAGACCUAGGGAAGGCCUCAAAAAUAUUUAUCAGACGGGAGCUAAUUGUGUCAACAUGUUUUGACGAAAGGAAUGAAUUGUCAUUCAUAUUAUAUGGAAUACAGUAGAAUAUAUCAAAUAUGAAAAAUACAUAUUGUUGUAUUGUACUGUAUUCAGUUUGAUUCAAUAUCAAGGUAAUAUUCAUAACAUAAUCAUCGACAAUGGUGCAAUUUUUACAUCUUUAAAGCCGGUUGCCAGUAAUAGUUUCAUUAAUAUAAGAAUUGAAAAGGCAACUAAAACUUUUUAUGAAACUGAGUGAUUUCAGCGGCAUUGUACAUCCCGAAUUGCAAUUACCAUUUCACACUAUACAAAAUAAUAUCUACAAAAUUUUAUGUACGUUUAUAAAAGGUAUAUAUGUUACAUUCACACAUAUACAUAUUUCAUCAUUUAAUGGUUUUAAUAGUCAUUAAUUUAUUUAAACGAUUCUUAAUCACGUGGACCAUGCUGUAUAGUUUACAGGAAA
Messenger RNA from Mycetomoellerius zeteki, 1933 nucleotides. RefSeq names its product E3 ubiquitin-protein ligase Sce (gene Sce). Gene Ontology annotation, molecular function: ubiquitin protein ligase activity; chromatin binding. The coding region runs from base 151 to 1440 and encodes 429 amino acids. Lineage: Eukaryota; Metazoa; Arthropoda; Insecta; Hymenoptera; Formicidae. The transcript has 5 exons. Gene Ontology annotation, cellular component: PcG protein complex; ubiquitin ligase complex. The record is from RefSeq and is a predicted model, not a curated record.